GUUCUCGAGGCGGCGGCAGCAGCGGCGGCGGCUCCGGCGGCUCCUCCUCCUCCUCUGGUGGCGGUGGCGCCCCGGGCCCGAGCCCCGGCUCCCCUCUCCGCCACCCCGCGCGCCCCCUCCUUCCCCGGCGCCGCGGGGAACAUGAGGCUCCGCUCCCGGAGGCCGGCGAGUGAGUGACCCCCGUCCCCCGCCUCAGCCCGCCCGCCCGCUGGCCCGGCCGCUCCCCCCCGCCUCGCCCAGGCAAUGACAGCGGCUCCGGCGUCUCCGCAGCAGAUCAGGGACCGGCUGCUGCAGGCCAUCGACCCCCAGAGCAACAUCCGGAACAUGGUGGCGGUGCUGGAAGUCAUCUCCAGCCUGGAGAAAUACCCCAUUACCAAAGAGGCAUUGGAGGAAACUCGACUUGGGAAGCUCAUCAACGACGUCCGCAAGAAAACGAAGAACGAGGAGCUCGCCAAGCGGGCCAAGAAGCUGCUGCGGAGCUGGCAGAAGCUCAUUGAGCCCGUGCACCAGAAUGAGGCGGCGCUGCGAGGGCUGGCGGGCAGCACCGGCUCUGCCAACGGGGGUGCUCACAACUGCCGGCCGGAGGGGGGAGCGGCCGGCGCGCCCAAGAGCAUCCAUGAGCUGAAGAACCGCAAUGACAUCCAGAGGCUGCCUGGGCAGCGGCUGGACAGGCUGGGUAGCCGCAAGCGCCGGGGAGAUCAGCGUGACCUCGGCCACCCUGGGCCACCUCCCAAGGUCUCCAAAGCCAGCCACGACUCCCUGGUACCCAACUCAUCCCCCCUCCCCACCAACGGCAUCGGCGGGAGCCCCGAGAGCUUCCCUGGCACCCUGGACGGCAGCGGGCACGCGGGCCCCGAGGGCAGCCGCCUGGAGCACGGCGAGAGCGACAAACACGGGGGCAAGAUUCCCGUGAACGCCGUGCGGCCGCACACCAGCUCCCCAGGCCUGGGCAAGCCCCCGGGCCCCUGCUUGCAGACCAAGGCCACAGUGCUGCAGCAGCUGGACCGGGUGGGUGAGACUCCGGGGCCCCCCCACCCCAAGGGGCCGCCUCGCUGCUCUUUCAGUCCCCGGAACUCACGGCACGAGGGCUCCUUUGCCCGGCAGCGGAGCCCGUACACACCCAAGGGCUCCGUGCCCAGCCCCUCUCCACGGCCCCAGGCGCUCGAUGCCACACAGGUGCCAUCGCCGCUUCCGCUGGCCCAGCCGUCCACACCACCCGUGAGGCGGCUCGAGCUGCUGCCCAGCGCUGAGAGCCCGGUGCGCUGGCUGGAGCAGCCUGAGGGCCACCAGCGGCUGGCGGGGCAGGGCUGCAAGGGGGGGCUGCCCCCGGCCGAGCCCCUCCUUCCCCGGGCGGGCUUUUCCCCGGACUCCUCCAAGGCGGACAGCGACGCUGCCUCGUCUGGUGGCUCGGACAGCAAAAAGAAGAAGAGGUACCGGCCUCGUGACUACACGGUGAACUUGGAUGGGCAGGUGGCGGAGGCGGGUGUCAAGCCCGUCCGGUUAAAAGAGCGGAAGCUCACCUUUGACCCCAUGACCAGACAGAUCAAACCUCUGACCCAGAAAGAGCCAGUGCGGGCUGACAGCCCCGUGCACACAGAGCAGCCCAGGACAGAGCUGGACAAGCCCGAGGCCAAGGCCAGCGUCCAGAGCCCUUUUGAACAGACGAACUGGAAGGAGCUGUCGCGCAACGAGAUCAUCCAGUCCUACCUGAGCCGGCAGAGCAGCCUGCUCUCGUCGUCAGGCGCACAGACCCCAGGGGCUCACCACUUCAUGUCUGAGUACCUGAAGCAGGAGGAGAGCACCCGGCGCGGGGCGCGGAAGCCACACGUGCUGGUGCCUCACAGCGCGCCCACGGACCUCCCGGGGCUGAACCGCGAGGUCACGCAGGACGAUCUGGACAGAAUCCAGGCCCACCAGUGGCCAGGGGUGAACGGGUGUCAGGACACACAGGGUAACUGGUAUGACUGGACGCAGUGCAUAUCGCUCGACCCGCAUGGGGACGACGGGCGGUUGAACAUUCUGCCUUAUGUCUGCUUGGACUGAGCAGCCUGUCGGCCUCUAAGUGCAUUCCCACCUUGCAGUUAGCGUGGCAGGCGGGCAGCCUCCAGCGGUUGGGAAUCCGGGGAGUCCGGCCCAGGGUGGGAGGGAGGGGGCGGGAGUCUCGAGGUCUCUCCGUGCUCUUCCCUCAAAAUUCUCCUUCUUUUGUGAAAUGCUGCUACCAGUUUACUAACAAAAUUGCAAAGGAAGGACCGUGUGGAAGGAAGGCCGGCAAAGUGAGUUCAGAACUCUAUAGCAAACCAGCUAUAAAAAGCGUUAGUUCCCCACCCCGGAAGAGGUGCGGACAUUUCCCAGCACCCGUGAGCUGGGACCUCAGUGGCAGGCAGGCACAGAAAACCUGGGGGAGAGGUUACCUUUAAACAGCAACAGAAGCACGCAGCUCAUCUCUUUGCAUUUUCCUUGUUUAAAUUUGGCCCUGAGUGUCUGAGGCAGGGGGUGUGCCUACACCGCGGCCUGUUUGCACCCCAGCCGGCAGCCAGUAUGACCUGCGCUCCGUGGGCGUCCACACAUUCUCAUCUGGUUUCGGUUAAAACCCAGUUUUGGAAAAAAUGCUGCAAAAAUCUAAGUUUUCUAGUUUAUUUUAUCCCCCUCUUCCAUCUGACCACCAGCCAAAUAAUUUUCCUUUCUCCCUUUUCAAAGUGUCCCCCCCCCUUGCCCUUCCUGCGCAUAUCUUGAAAAUUUCACCUUUCUAGAGUCCCCUCCCAAAAAAACACAAAAGUAACCGCGGGUGCUACUGGUGUGUAAGCUGUACUGUUGGGCAAGAGGAGACCUGUCUGUACGCUGGAAACACUCAUAACCAUUCCUUUAGAUUCGUUUGCCUUAUGGUUAUUUGUCAUAAACGCGAUUUGCAAAAACAAGGAGCCUUAGUGAAUGUACAGUACCUAGACUUCUGUGUUCUCAAGACGCAGAAGGGAGCAACUUUGCUAUUUGGUCCAGUAAGUGGACACCUUGUGAUAUAAAUGUGGAAAUAAAAAAAAAAAAAACCAUUUGCACAAA
Messenger RNA from Callorhinus ursinus (northern fur seal), 3054 nucleotides. RefSeq names its product mediator complex subunit 26 (gene MED26). Gene Ontology annotation, molecular function: transcription coregulator activity. The record is from RefSeq and is a predicted model, not a curated record. Gene Ontology annotation, biological process: positive regulation of gene expression; regulation of transcription by RNA polymerase II. Gene Ontology annotation, cellular component: mediator complex; nucleus; core mediator complex. Lineage: Eukaryota; Metazoa; Chordata; Mammalia; Carnivora; Otariidae.